Balaenoptera musculus (blue whale) is the source of this 2159-nucleotide messenger RNA. It is a transcript of the gene TCF7L2, whose product is annotated as transcription factor 7 like 2. Gene Ontology annotation, cellular component: catenin-TCF7L2 complex; beta-catenin-TCF complex. Gene Ontology annotation, biological process: regulation of transcription by RNA polymerase II; canonical Wnt signaling pathway. NCBI's taxonomy places the organism in Eukaryota, Metazoa, Chordata, Mammalia, Artiodactyla, Balaenopteridae. Gene Ontology annotation, molecular function: DNA-binding transcription factor activity, RNA polymerase II-specific; RNA polymerase II cis-regulatory region sequence-specific DNA binding. The record is from RefSeq and is a predicted model, not a curated record.
CUCCGCUCCCAGACUACUCCGUUCCUCCGGAUUUCGAUCCCCCUUUUUCUAUCUGUCAAUCAGCGCCGCCUUUGAACUGAAAAGCUCUCAGUCUAACUUCAACUCACUCAAAUCCGAGCGGCACGAGCUCCUCCUGUAUCUUCGGCUUCCCCCCCCUUUGCUCUUUAUAUCUGACUUCUUGUUGUUGUUGGUGUGUGUGUUUUUUUUUACCCCCCUUUUUUUAUUUAUUAUUUUUUUGCACAUUGAUCGGAUCCUUGGGAACGAGAGAAAAAAGAAACCCAAACUCACGCGUGCAGAAGAUCUCCCCCCCCUUCCCCUCCCCUCCUCCCUCUUUCCCCUCCCCAGGAGAAAAAGACCCCAAAGCAGAAAAAAGUUCACCUUGGACUCGUCUUUUUCUUGAAGUAUUUUUCUGGGGGGGGGGCAAAACUUUUUGGGUUUUUUUUUUUUUUUGGCUUUUCUUCCUCCUUCAUUUUUCUUCCAAAAUUGCUGCCGGUGGGUGAAAAAAAUGCCGCAGCUGAACGGCGGUGGAGGAGAUGACCUAGGCGCCAACGACGAACUGAUUUCCUUCAAAGACGAGGGCGAGCAAGAGGAGAAGAGCUCCGAAAACUCCUCGGCAGAGAGGGAUUUAGCUGAUGUCAAAUCGUCUCUAGUCAAUGAAUCAGAAACGAAUCAAAACAGCUCCUCCGAUUCCGAGGCGGAAAGACGGCCUCCGCCUCGCUCCGAAAGUUUCCGAGAUAAAUCCCGGGAAAGUUUGGAAGAAGCGGCCAAGAGGCAAGAUGGAGGGCUCUUUAAGGGGCCACCGUAUCCCGGCUACCCUUUCAUCAUGAUCCCCGACCUGACGAGCCCCUACCUCCCCAACGGAUCGCUCUCGCCCACCGCCCGAACCCUCCAUUUUCAGUCCGGGAGCACACAUUACUCUGCGUACAAAACGAUUGAACACCAGAUUGCAAUUCAGUAUCUUCAGAUGAAAUGGCCACUGCUUGAUGUCCAGGCGGGGACCCUCCAGAGCAGACAAGCCCUCAAGGAUGCCCGUUCUCCGUCGCCGGCCCACAUUGUUCAGUGCCCCCUCCCUUGCUGCACUCAGGGACAUGACUGUCAGCACUUCUACCCCCCCUCAGACUUCACUGUCAGCACUCAAGUCUUCAGGGACAUGAAAAGGAGCCACUCCUUACAAAAGGUUGGGGAGCCCUGGUGUUUGGAGUCGAACAAAGUGCCGGUUGUGCAACACCCCCACCAUGUCCACCCUCUCACGCCUCUUAUCACAUACAGCAAUGAACACUUCACGCCGGGAAACCCACCUCCACACUUACCAGCUGACGUAGACCCCAAAACAGGAAUCCCACGGCCUCCGCACCCUCCAGAUAUAUCUCCGUAUUACCCACUAUCGCCCGGCACUGUAGGACAAAUCCCCCAUCCGCUAGGAUGGUUAGUACCACAGCAAGGUCAGCCAGUGUACCCCAUCACGACAGGAGGAUUCCGUCACCCCUACCCCACAGCUCUGACUGUCAACGCUUCCAUGUCCAGGUUCCCUCCCCAUAUGGUCCCACCACAUCAUACUCUACACACGACCGGCAUUCCCCACCCGGCCAUAGUCACGCCGACAGUCAAACAGGAAUCUUCCCAGAGUGACGUCGGCUCACUCCACAGCGCAAAGCAUCAGGACUCCAAAAGGAAGAAAAAGAAGAAGCCCCACAUAAAGAAACCUCUAACGCAUUCAUGUUGUAUGAAGGAAAUGAGAGCGAAGGUUGUAGCCGAGUGCACAUUGAAAGAAAGUGCAGCCAUCAAUCAGAUCCUGGGCCGAAGGUGGCACGCACUGUCCAGAGAAGAGCAAGCGAAAUACUACGAGCUGGCCCGGAAGGAGCGACAGCUUCACAUGCAGCUGUACCCCGGCUGGUCCGCACGGGAUAACUAUGGGAAGAAGAAGAAGAGGAAAAGGGACAAGCAGCCCGGGGAGACCAAUGAACACAGCGAAUGUUUCCUAAAUCCUUGCCUUUCACUUCCUCCGAUUACAGACCUGAGCGCUCCUAAGAAAUGCCGAGCGCGCUUUGGCCUUGAUCAACAGAAUAACUGGUGCGGCCCUUGCAGAUGCAAAUACUCCAAAGAAGUGUCGGGCACUGUUCGGGCUUGACCGACAGACUUUAUGGUGCAAACCGUGCAGG